GUAUAAAUAUUCGAGUUGUGCAAUCGCGAUUGACAUUAAUCUUGGCACCCAUGUCGUACGCCUACUACCAUCAAGCCCCAGGCUGGGGGUCCAAUCAGUUCCAUUUCGGGGCACCACCUGCUCCCACAUUUCAGCCUCAGCCAUCUUGGGGUGGCAUUGAUUAUUACCGCGCCCAUGCUUUGAGUCCUCAGGCUGAUCCUCUCCUCUUUGAUAAUGCCUGGAAUCGCGUCAGAGAUUUUGGCCCCAACUCUGGAGGUCUCGGUGUAGGCAUAAACGAGGCCCGACAUUGGCACUCUCGCGCCUAUGGUGGUUUAGGUGAACUGAACCAAAUGCUCCCACAAGAAGUUGGCCACGCAGCCGCUUACGAGGCCUAUCGUACAUGGAUCCACAAUAGCUCCAUCUACGAGCCACUGAGUGGUGACUUUGAAAGGCAACGAGAGGCUCUUAUCGGUCUUGCUGUGGCGGAGUCCUCGCGAUUAUUGGGUUAUACCGCCCGCAGUAUGGACAAUUAUGCUCGUUCAGCAGCCGCAGAAGCUGCAGCGAUGACUGCAUCGAUAAUAUUUUAUUGGAGCCGUGAUCACGAUGACGAUUACCGGGGACGUGGAACCCAAGGAGACCCGUACGAUGACCGAUACGAGUAUGAUUCCGAUGUUCUCCAUGGGCACCGUCGUGGUCGAUCACACUCUCGACACCGGUCUCUCUCAGUAUCCUCAUACAACAUGCCUUACUCAGGAGGCGGAAUAGCACCCGCGCCAUCCACGAUGCCCAUGCCUAUACCCGGGAUGGCGUCGAGCAUCGGUUAUCCUGGUCAGCCAGGAUCAUAUGGACAACCAGGGAACUAUGGAUCUUAUCCAGGACAGCCCGGAUCUUAUCCCGGUCAAUAUGCGGGGUCGCAAUACGGGGGCGGCAUGCCCAUGUCGAUGCACGGUGGGGGCACCGCCUACGCUGGUUCAGAUCCCGGAGGCCCCAUAAAUAGUGGUGGAUACGCCGCACCUAUGGUUAUGCACUCCCGUCCUCGGAGCGUCUCCAUGUCAAUGCCUGGACAUUACCCCCACACCCCGUACUCUGCAGGCGGGGCUAUGAUGAUAGGUGGAGUUCCUCAAGCCCAGAUCAUGCCGCAAGGUGUGCCACAAAGUCAGGUUGUUGUCUUGAAGCCGAACAAGAAGCACCGUCAUCAUCAUAAACACCAUCAUAGAUCUAGGUCUCGCUCCAGCAGAUAUUAGUUUGUGCUCAUCUUCGCCAGCAUCUGUAACUGUACAAAGGAAAAUUGUAUUCUGUAUUUUGCACCAUGCAUCCUCAUCUUGCCCA
Guyanagaster necrorhizus is the source of this 1308-nucleotide messenger RNA. RefSeq lists its product as uncharacterized. The transcript has 7 exons. The coding region runs from base 51 to 1223 and encodes 390 amino acids. NCBI's taxonomy places the organism in Eukaryota, Fungi, Basidiomycota, Agaricomycetes, Agaricales, Physalacriaceae. The record is from RefSeq and is a predicted model, not a curated record.